Microthlaspi erraticum is the source of this 1065-nucleotide messenger RNA. Lineage: Eukaryota; Viridiplantae; Streptophyta; Magnoliopsida; Brassicales; Brassicaceae. The record is from the annotation of a GenBank genome assembly.
AUGCAUUUCUCUCCUUCAUAUUCUACUUCGUCCACUUGGACAAUCUUAAUCACACUGGCAUGUCUUAUGCUUCGUGCGCCUUUGUCCGAUGCUCAACUUACCCCUACCUUCUACGACACUUCAUGUCCGAACGUCACUAACAUCGUACGAGAAACUAUUGUCAACGAGCUAAGAUCGGACCCUCGUAUCGCCGCGAGCAUCCUUCGUCUUCACUUCCACGACUGCUUUGUCAAUGGUUGUGACGCAUCGAUCCUGCUAGACAACACGACAUCAUUUCAAACAGAGAAAGAUGCAUUUGGAAACGCAAAUUCGGCUCGAGGAUUUCCUGUGAUUGAUAGAAUGAAAGCCGCAGUGGAAAGGGCAUGCCCAAGAACCGUCUCAUGCGCAGAUAUACUCACCAUCGCAGCUCAACAAUCUGUCACUUUGGCAGGAGGUCCUUCUUGGAGGGUUCCUUUGGGAAGAAGAGACAGCUUACAAGCAUUUCUAGCUCUUGCUAAUGAUAAUCUUCCAGGUCCAUCCUUCAACCUUACACGGCUUAAGGACAGGUUUAGAAAUGUUGGCCUUGACCGUCCCUCUGAUCUCGUUGCUCUCUCCGGGGGUCACACAUUCGGUAAAAACCAAUGCCGAUUCAUCAUAGACAGAUUAUACGAUUUCAAGAGCACCGGUUUACCUGACCCUACCCUCAACACUACUUACCUCCAAACGCUUCGUGGACUAUGUCCUCGUACUGGUAACCUAAGCGCCUUGGUGGAUUUCGAUCUGCGUACGCCUACCGUUUUCGACAACAAAUACUAUGCGAAUCUCAAAGAGCUUAAGGGUCUUAUUCAAAGCGACCAAGAGUUGUUCUCUAGCCCUGAUGCAAGUGACACAAUCCCAUUGGUGAGAGCAUAUGCUGAUGGCACACAAACGUUCUUCAAUGCGUUUGUGGAGGCGAUGAACAGGAUGGGAAACAUUACACCUCUUACAGGAACACAAGGACAGAUCAGGUUGAACUGUAGGGUUGUGAACUCCAACUCUCUACUCCAUGAUGUGGUUGAAGCCGUCGACUUUGUUAGCUCUAUGUGA